AUGUCUGAUAAGCCUGGCCGCACCAUUCUUGCAUCUUCAAUUUCCAAGACUUACGUUGAUGAGAUCACCGCUAAAAUCAAUUCUCUCAAAACUAUCAGGCCCGAGGGUCCUCUUCUAGUCGGAUUUUUGGCCAACGAUGAUCCCGCGGCGGAAAUGUACGCCAAUUGGACUGGCAAAACGUGCGAGUCCAUGGGCUUCCGCUACGAGCUGAGAAGAGUGCAGGAAAAGGAUUUCUUAGAAGAGGCAAUCAUCGAAGCCAACAGAGACAAAUCCGUGGACGGUAUAAUGGUCUAUUUUCCAGUGUUUGGAAACGCCCAGGACCAGUAUCUACAACAAGUGGUAGCUCGUGAAAAGGACGUUGAGGGUCUGAACCACGUAUACUACCAAAACAUGUACCACAACGUCAGAUUUUUGGACGACGAGAAAAGCCUCAAAUCGAUUCUGCCCUGCACACCGCUAGCCGUGAUUAAAAUCCUGGAGUACUUGAAAGUGUAUAAUAACCUUCUGCCCGUUGGUAACAGGCUAUAUGGGAAAAAGUGCGUUGUGGUCAACCGCUCUGAAAUUGUGGGUAGACCACUUGCAGCUCUGCUAGCCAAUGAUGGUGCUGUCGUUUACUCGAUCGACAUCAACAACAUUCAAAGGUUCACCCGUGGAGAGGGUCUCAAAUUUCAGAAACACCAAGUCGAAGAUCUUGGGACAUACUCCGAUGCAGCACUCAAAGAAUAUUGCUCCGAUGCAGACGUUGUUAUCACCGGUGUACCAUCUGAAAGCUACAAAAUUCCCACCGAAUACAUCAAAGAAGGCGCUGUUUGCGUAAACUUCUCAUCCCACAAGAACUUCGACGACUCAGUCAAGAGCAAAGCAGCGCUAUACGUGCCCAGUACAGGAAAAGUAACAAUUUCCAUGCUUUUGAGAAACAUGCUAAGGUUGGUAGAGAAUAGACAAAAAUUGGGGCAGCUGUAG
Messenger RNA from Lachancea lanzarotensis, 963 nucleotides. It is a transcript of the gene MTD1, whose product is annotated as LALA0S01e17722g1_1. Gene Ontology annotation, biological process: purine nucleobase biosynthetic process. The transcript has a single exon. Gene Ontology annotation, molecular function: methylenetetrahydrofolate dehydrogenase (NADP+) activity; methylenetetrahydrofolate dehydrogenase (NAD+) activity. Gene Ontology annotation, cellular component: cytosol. The record is from RefSeq and is a predicted model, not a curated record. Lineage: Eukaryota; Fungi; Ascomycota; Saccharomycetes; Saccharomycetales; Saccharomycetaceae. Bases 1 to 963 code for a protein of 320 amino acids.